This is a messenger RNA of Venustampulla echinocandica, 576 nucleotides long. RefSeq lists its product as uncharacterized. NCBI's taxonomy places the organism in Eukaryota, Fungi, Ascomycota, Leotiomycetes, Helotiales, Pleuroascaceae. The transcript is spliced from 3 exons. Bases 1 to 576 code for a protein of 191 amino acids. The record is from RefSeq and is a predicted model, not a curated record.
AUGGCUGCGCUACAUUUAGUCUCGUUAGAAACUACUUAUAUGCAGCAGUGCGAGACAAGUCGGGAAAAUUCGCAGGAGCGGGGGAUAGGGUUGUGGUGGACGUUGCGCAAAACCGCAGCGGCUGAGAAUUGGGAUAACUGCAUCAUGGUGAGGCAACCAUUUGGAUCCUCUGGUUACGUGAACAUCAUGGUUGGGGUCAAAGUUGGUAUCAUAACAGGAGUCAAAGACCCCAUCAGUCGCGGAUCUCGGAUGAAUUGGCGGAGACAGCUAUCGGGUUGGCAGCCGAGUGCUGAAGCCGUCCUAGCUGACAAGGCUGGAGAGAUCACCGCGCUGUUGGUUGAAUUGAUGGGACAAAUUGGCAGCGUAGCAAUAGAAGUCGUCAUGGCGGAGAUGCUCCUAGUCGCGGUCAUAGUCAAGGCUUGCGAGCAAUUGGCGAUAUCUGUCAUCUGUGUACAUGGAGAUGAAGUGUAUAAAGAGGUGUUGCCAGACGCUGGUGCAUACAAGGCAGCAAUAGCAACUGCUAUGGGAAGGAUAUUAUGUUCCAAGACAUAUGUUGGAUUAAAAGAACGCAUGUAA